Molecule: messenger RNA, 1470 nt
Organism: Clunio marinus
Lineage: Eukaryota; Metazoa; Arthropoda; Insecta; Diptera; Chironomidae
Source: the annotation of a GenBank genome assembly
AUGACGUCAUAAAAAUGAAAAACAAAGAAUUUCUUCGUAAACAUUAAAAAAAUUUAUUUGAUGGCGAGUCAACCACCAAAUCACUUCGUUGUCGAAACUGAAUCGAAAGGAUCAAGUAACAACAAUAAUCAUCAAAAAUGGCCCUGCAAAUUGUGUCGUGUUGACCGUAAAAAGUUUAUUUGUAAGAAUUGCUUGAGGAGUGGAAAUUAUAUUUCAAGUAAUAACAACAAUGAUUCAGAGAGAUUUAUUGACAAACAACAUAAAUUAAAAAACCUGAAAAAUGCUCAAAAACUUCAAGAAGAAAAUUUCCAUUUGAAAUUCAAGAAUUUUAUUCGCCUAGAAAAUCUUCGUACGUCAAUUCUUGAGCAUCGCAGUCGAAACACAAUUCUCCAUGAGCUCAUCAAAGAGAAACGUGAAACUAUUCAAAAACUCCAAGACAUUAAAAAGGAAAAUCAUGAUAAAAAUCGAGCGCAACGGAUAAUUCUCCCAAAAUAUGAAGACAAAGUUAACAAGCUCGGUGAUUACGUGAUGGAAGCUGUUGAAAAGAACGACAAUCUACGAAAGAAGAGCCAUGAACAGAUGGAACAACUCAAAAAUCUACGACGAAGUUACAUUGAUAAGUUAGUUAAAUUUAUUUUUCCAAUGUCACAUCAAACUCUUAAAAGUGGGAGUUUACAUCAUAGUCGAAAGCCGAGCAAUGAGUCGCUUCAACCAGAUGCAAUAAGUGAAAUUGCAGAAGCUAUGAUGACAUCAGGUGUUAAAAGUGGUUGGGGAAAUGACAAUUUGAAUGAUUUGGUGGGUAAAAAUUUCGUUAUUGUUGCUCCAUCACUUCCAUCUAAUGGAAACUACCAAGAAUACAUUGAUUGGAUUCAUAGUAACAAAGAUGGAACUGUUGUUGUUUCAUCAGGAACAAAUGAACUUGGAAAUGCCAACAAUAGUGCGUAUCGAAUUGCUGCAGCUCUCACUUAUGUUGCACAACUUGUUCAAGCUCUCAGCUUCUAUCUAGACAUCAGACUUCCACAUAAAGUCUCUUAUAAUGACUUUUGCACGAUGGGAUUAAAUGAACAGCAGUUUCAAAAGAAGGUGGCACGACUCAAUCUCAAUAUUGUUUAUCUUUGUUACACUCAAAACCUAUUAAUGCGUAACAUUCAACCAGCAAGAACGAUGGAAAAUAUUUUUCAACUUCUCGACAUUCGUAAUGUUGACUUAGGACGAACUGGACCGGUUCUUGACACAUCACAACGUAGCGUUGAUUCAAUCAUGCAAUCAUUCACGGAUAUAUUCGAUGAUGAACAUUCAGAUUCUGACGAUGAUUCAGACGAUGUGACACUUCAAAAAGACUGGGAAAAUAUUGGAAAUCUUCCACUUGUAGACAUCACACAAUCGACGAUGGUUCAGCAACAGUCAGCGAGUAUGGCUGGGACAAUUAUGAACGUAGCACAUUCACUUUCAUUCUGGAAGUGGAAAUAA